This is a messenger RNA of Oppiella nova, 966 nucleotides long. The record is from the annotation of a GenBank genome assembly. NCBI's taxonomy places the organism in Eukaryota, Metazoa, Arthropoda, Arachnida, Sarcoptiformes, Oppiidae.
AUGAAUUCACAAGAAAUAAGUGAUGCCAUGAUUGAAAUGAAUUUGUGCCAAAGUUUAGACAAAAUGCGGUGUUUUUUGUCACAAAAUGCAAAUGUUUUGUGUUUUGGGAUUGAAUGCGAAAAUGCAGUGAAUUUGUCAAUGAAUUGCAAUUCAAUUGAUUUGAAUUCAUGUAAAAUCAGUGAUAAAAUGCUAACAAAACACAAAAACAUUAACAAAUUGGGUCCGUAUUACCCAUGUCUUUGGUCUGACUGCCAAUAUAUAGCAGUUUCUAAAAGUGUGUUAAUUAGACAUCGAGUUAAACAUACAGUAAUUGAUUAUUUCAAAUGUGAUUUCAGUGGUUGCAAUAAACAAUUUAAAAAUAAAUCUACUUUAAUCAAGCACAAAAAUAUCGUACAUUUGACUACAACUAAAACAUUUGUCUGCGAUUGGAGUGAAUGUGAGAAAACAUUUAAAACGAAAAGAUGUCUAUAUAUACACAAAACGUCUGUUCACUUGAAAAUCCAAAAAUGGAAAUGUAAUGUAAAAAAUUGUGGCCAAACUUUCGCUCAAAACUCGUCAUACCGUUCCCACAAACUGUCCAAACACUCGGACGACAGGCCUUUUGCGUGCGAUUGGGUUGACUGUAAUCAGCGAUUCAAACAAAUAUAUUAUUUAGAUUCACACAAACGUGCGGUUCAUCUGAAGGAAAGGCGAUUCAUAUGCGAUGUCGAGGGCUGUGGUAAACGGUUUUCACAACACCCGCACCUAACUUACCACAAACGCUGGCAUACGGGAGAAAAGCCAUUUGUGUGUGAUUUUGCAAAUUGUGGCAAAAGUUUUCGACAAACAUCUGAAUUAACUCAACACAAAAAUGUUCAUCAUUUGAAAAUUGAGAAAUUUAAAUGCAAUUAUAAAAAUUGUCGCAAAAAAUAUACAUGUCACUCUAGUUUAAAUUGCCAUAAACGCACUCAUGAGAUUAAAGAUUAA